CAAUAUUAUCACUCUCCUAAUUCUACACAUUUUCUACUCAAAUUUAUCCCACCAAAUCUAAUUUCUAUCUAACAUUUAAUUUGGAAUUUAUUUCUUAAUUUCACUUUUGAUAAGUUAGGGAUUAGUUGGUUUGAAGUUGGGGGAUAGAAGUUGGAAGAUCGCAAAAUUAAAUCAAAUUUAUUCUUCAAAUUCAUCAUCAAAUUUGAUUGAGGAGUAAAGUUGACACUUUUAAUGGAGGAUCAAAGUUGCAGAAGCGUUGAAAUCGAUGGAAAUUCAACUUCUUAUUCUGAGUUCGAUUCUUAUGAUCAUAAUUCUCCUUGUCUCUUGAUAUUGGAGGUACCCUUAUCAAGUUGGUUUAUUUUUCAAGAAAAGAUAGUAGUUUGGAGAGUGUUGGAAACGGUGUCCAAGUGGAGGAGGUUGGACUUGUAACUAGUUCCAAGAAAUAUCCUAUCCUUGACGGCAAGCUCCAUUUUGCAAAGUUUCAGACCAGCAAAAUAAAUGAGUGCCUGGACUUCAUCGAAUCGAAGCUCCUUCAUGGCAGCUGUUGCAGUCAUCAAGAGAUUUCAGACAAAAAACAAUUGUUAAUCAAGGCCACUGGUGGCGGUGCCUAUAAAUAUGCUGAUCUUUUUAGAGAGAAGUUUGGAAUCAGGCUUGACAAAGAGGAUGAGAUGGACUCUCUUGUGGCUGGUGCUAAUUUUUUGCUAAAGUUGAGGAUUUGUGCAGUCCCUCGUGAAGCUUUCACGUACAUGGAGGGUCAGAAAGAUUUUGUGCAGAUUGAUGCCAGUGAUUUAUUUCCCUAUCUCCUUGUCAGCAUAGGCUCUGGAGUUAGUAUGAUUAAGGUUGAUGGGGAUGGAAAAUUUGAGCUAGUUAGUGGGACAAGUUUAGGUGGUGGCACUCUUUUGGGUAUGGGAAUGCUUUUAACAAAUUGCCAAAGCUUUGACGAGUUCCUGGAGUUGAGCCACAAGGGAGACAAUAGAAAUAUUGACAUGCUUGUCAGAGACAUAUAUGGAGUAACUGGCUAUUCUAAGCUUGGAUUGUCAGCAACAACAAUAGCGUCUAGUUUUGGCAAGGUUAGUUUUGAUAAUAAAGAGUUGAAGGACUAUAAAAAGGAGGACCUUGCCCGAUCUCUGUUACGGAUGAUUUCAAACAACGUUGCACAGAUUGCCUAUAUGAAUGCGGGGCACGGGCAACUAAAACGGAUAAUCUUUGGAGGAUUUUUCACUCGUGGUCAUGAAUAUAUUAUGGAAACUAUAUCCGAUGGAGUUCAAUACUGGUCAAAAGGUAAAGCAAAGGCCAUGUUUCUGAGGCAUGAAGGGUUUUUGGGAGCAUUGGGUGCAUUCAAGAGCUAUGAGAAGCAUGGCCUUGGUAGCUUAAUGGGGCACCAUCUAACUGAACAAUCGCCUGUAGCAUCACCUCGCUGAGAUUAAACCAAAGUUGAUUGGUCCUUUGCUUGUUGGAUAGACAGACUGGAAGCAUCACUUUGGGCAUAUUGAUUAGGGUACAAAGAAAAUAACCAGAAAUUAGUUUCGGGGUUACAUGUGGCAAAUUUUCGCUUGCCUUGUUAUUAAAUUAUAGCAGUCUUGGUCGUGUAAGUUGUAACAUGUCAUUUAGCUGUAAUAUUCAUAUCAACAUUCUCAUUUGUACAUAAAAAUUAAAAACUUGAUGUUAUGGCCUAUAUAACUCAACAAGGUAAUAUAUUGGCUUUUGAAA
Molecule: messenger RNA, 1710 nt
Organism: Chenopodium quinoa (quinoa)
Lineage: Eukaryota; Viridiplantae; Streptophyta; Magnoliopsida; Caryophyllales; Amaranthaceae
Product: pantothenate kinase 1-like
Exons: 10
Coding region: 669-1421 (250 amino acids)
Biological process (GO): coenzyme A biosynthetic process
Cellular component (GO): nucleus; cytosol
Molecular function (GO): pantothenate kinase activity; ATP binding
Source: RefSeq, a predicted model, not a curated record